AAUCAUGUCCUAAAACCUCUCUAAAACCCCUUAAUUGUCUGCCUCACUCUCUCUCUCUACUUCCACAAGGUCCAAAGAACUAUGGCGCUCUCUCGUCUCCUUCUUCCAAAACCAGGCCUUCGGCUUCAUUUGCGCAAGAUAGGGCUUCCGCAAUCAUCAAAAAGAUGGUGUUCUUCUUCUUCUUCGCCUUUAUCAAGUGGAGGGACAGAGCAGUCAUCGCAUCCAAAGGAGGCGGCGGGGGAGCAGAGGGCAGUGGCUAUGGAACCGGACGUGAAGAAAAAUAUGGAAAUGCAUCCAGGGCUCUUACCAAAAGCAGCACAACUUAGAAACAAAGUUGGGGCAUCAUGGAAAGCUAUGAAAGGCAUUUUUACUAACUUAGGGGUAAAGAUGCUGCAGAAUCAAAUCACCAGCGAAACAUCAGAUUCUGCCGCUGAUAGGCCGGCAUGUGAGGCUACCAGACCACAGAACAGUCUACAUAAUACUGAAUUUGGUGAGCCCGAAAGUAAACUUCAGACAUCUGAAACUAUAGUAGAUUCUAACAGUAGCAAGGGGAGUAUUUCAACAAGUGUAGAAUCCCAUUUCAUUGGAGAAAGCUCUUUCAGGGAUGUGGCUGAUGCAACAGCUUCUGAGCCUAACAAUACAAGUAGUUGGCCAACAAGAACUGAGCUUGGGGACCCUGAAAGUAUAGUUAGAUCAUCAGGAGCCAUAAUAUAUUCUCUCAGUACUGAGAAAAAAAUUCCGACAAGUGGGCUAUCACAUAUGGAGGGUGAAAUUGCUUGUGAAGAUUUGGUGAAACUGACAGCUCCUGAGGUUAGUAAGGUGCAUAUUAGUCCAAAUAAUUUUAAAUUCAGUAAGACAGGAAGUGCAGUUCAAUCACCAGAAGCAUUUACAGAUUCUCAAGUUUAUAAGCAAAAAUAUUUUGCAAGUGCAUCUUCCAAUAAAAUGAGGCAAAACUCUUCAGAGGAUCAAGCGGAAGCUGAGCUUGAAAAUGGGCGCAGGCUGCUUGAUGGACUAUCCGGCAUGGUUGGGGACAAAAUUCAAAACACAGAGGCUGAGUACCUAACUUCCUCCCAUCGGUUACCAGGUGAAGCAUCUAGAACAUUGCAAACAAAUGGUGCAGAUGGAGUAACUUUUGGAGAUAGAAGUCAUCAGCAUGACAAGAAAGCUGCCACUUUUGUUCGAAUACCAGAUGUUAACUCUGAUUUGGGUGAAGUUGCUACAUCUAAUGGUGUCCCAGAGGACAGAUGCUUAUCACACUUGUUUAUAAAGAUGAUGAACGGCCAAUCAGCAGGAGAAAUGCCUUGUAAACAGAGCAAUUCUUUAACACCCAAUGCAUUUUCAGAAUAUUCAGAUGAAACAUUAUGCAAAGAUGGACCAACAGGUUUUGAUAUUAAAGGUCUAAUUGACUGCAUCAAGGAGCUGCCUAGAGAACGAUCAGCUGUUAAAUCUCAUGACAGUUCUAUCUGCAAUAAUACUAAGCAAGUCCGAGAUAGAGGCUUAGUUAAAAGAACAGAGCCUGGGGUUAAUCUGCAAGAUUGCAAUGCUAAAAGUAGACUAGCUUUGUUGAAAAGCCAUGUUAUGGGCAAGGAAAGUAAAAAGUUGAAUGAGGCUGAAGUGCCAAGUAUGGAUAUUCCCUUCACGACACAUAGUGAGUUGUGUGAGGAUGAGCAGGAUAGCAGUGUGGAUUUUGCAGCCUCUAAUGACACAGCAUCAAAUCCAAUUCCACAGGUUCCUAUUCUAGCCAACACAGAAGACCUAGAUAACAUCCCAGCUACAGACUCAACAAAAGAAAGAUCCAUAGAGAACAAAGUAUUGGUUAGAUUUUUGUUGACGAAACUGGAUAACACUUAUAUUAUGUCUGCAUUUAAGGAUUGUGGGUCCAUUGUGAAGAUACAAAAACUUCCCUCUGUUAAAGGGAGCAUCUUCAUAGAUGCCUACGUGCAUUUUACGACAAGGAAAGCAUUGCAGAAAGCUCUCAAGAAAACUGAUCUGAUGAUACAUAAUGCAGAUGUGAUUGUGGAAUCAACUUCUAUUACAUCAUUUAUUUACUCAUCAAAAAAAAGAAUUCCCAUUCCUGAGCUAAUUGGUGAUCCCGAUGUUCCUGCUGGAUUAGUUAAGAAUCCCACCAGAACAGCGACAAUUAAACAAUUGGCUCAUAAUAUUAGCUCAUGUCAGCUGCAAGAAGCUCUCGCUUUCUGCAAAAGUGGCAUAUCCAACUUUUCCUUGGGUUCCUCAAGUUCUGUUGCUUACGUAGAAUUUGAGACAGAAGAUGCCAAAGAGAGAGCAAUUGCAGAACAUUCCAUACAAGUGUCAGGGAGGCAGCUAUUGAUCUUUAGAAUUGAUGCACCAAGGACGACAGUAGUACGCAUUUCGAACAUCAACAGCAGAGAACCGACGAUCAGGACCAUAUGCAAUCCUUAUGGGGAGGUCAAGAAUAUAUUAAGGAGACGUAAGGACAUUGUUGAUGUGCACUUCAAGCUCUGUGAAUGGCCUAACAUGUUACGCAUUCUCAAUUGUUUGAAUGGAAUGGUAGUAGAUGACCACCGAUGGGUUGCUCAGCCUGCUCCUGUAUUUCCACCGGAAGUCCUCCAGGUCCUGUGGAGUCAGCCAGAGGAAAGAAAACAUGUCAUUGCUACUAUUCGCAGUUUACUGCUUAACCUUGGAGGUCCUAUAGAUAUGAUUGAAGUCACUAAUCUUACAGCCAGAUAUUAUGGUGGACUGACUGAUUAAUCGUUGCAAAUUUUGAUAUAGUAAAGGUUGGCUAUCAAUUUUGCGGGGACAAAAAUUCCUCUUCAUUAGAAUUUUUCCUCGCUAAUUGAGAUUUAGAUAUAGCAGAUUAACUCUGACCCCUCAUAGUUGCUUUAGCAAAUCAUGUUUGUAAAGGUGCACAAAGUAUUGUAUUGGAACGACUAUGGCAAUUGAGAGAUCAACUGAUUUUGGCA
Molecule: messenger RNA, 2942 nt
Organism: Alnus glutinosa
Lineage: Eukaryota; Viridiplantae; Streptophyta; Magnoliopsida; Fagales; Betulaceae
Exons: 6
Coding region: 82-2730 (882 amino acids)
Molecular function (GO): nucleic acid binding
Source: RefSeq, a predicted model, not a curated record